This is a messenger RNA of Saccostrea cuccullata (small rock oyster), 941 nucleotides long. Its product is annotated as cilia- and flagella-associated protein 107-like. The record is from RefSeq and is a predicted model, not a curated record. The transcript is spliced from 3 exons. NCBI's taxonomy places the organism in Eukaryota, Metazoa, Mollusca, Bivalvia, Ostreida, Ostreidae. Bases 102 to 764 code for a protein of 220 amino acids.
AAUUAUACUCUCCUUGUCUUAGCAACGUUGUAGCGACACCGUUUCAUGUGGAAAAAUCGCCAUUGUAAAUCAAGUUUUAAAGAACUUUAAAAACUUGAAAGAUGGCACAGGGGGAUCCUAUGAAGUGGCAUAUGCCUGGCUGGAGAAUAGAACAGCGGUUUUCACCUGGCGUAUUGAUAGGAAAUUGGGGAGAGGAAAGAUACACGUUCAAGAAAGGAGAUACAAAACAUAACAGCACACACAGAGUUGACUUCAGAAACUAUGGAACAUACAAGCCAGAUGUCAUAGUUCGACGAAAGGCUUUAAUGAGAAAUGAUGGACUGGGGCAGGAACAUAUUUUCCACCACCAUGGAGAGAAGUACAAUCAGAACAAGAUCUCGUGGUAUGAUGAGCAGUACAAUGGCCGAUACAAAGAGAACACACUACCAUCCUUACGUGACUGGAACAGUCACAAGCUCUCCUGGGCACCAGAGAAAUCCGAUUAUCCCCUACAGGGUAAGGCCACAAACUUUGGACUGCAUGAGCAGCUACAAUCCAAAUGGAAGGACCAGAUCGCAGAUGAAGUCAAGGGAGAUUACUUGUCUACCUACCAGAAUUCCUAUGUAGGACCCCCCAGAGAGAAUCUGGUCAGGAAUAGGUUUGCCAUUUCUAAAGAUAUGUCUACAACUUUACAUCCAUACAACAAAGUCAACAAAGACCUUCACUUGAGAAACACAGUAGCAUUCAAAUCACCCGAAAAACUCCCCGACUUAGUAUACACAUAAAACUUGUAGUGGUCUUUACUUUCAAUGAAUGUUUUUUCCCCUAAUCAUGUAAUACUCAUUUUAAACUGUCUCUCCUUAAUAUUUUCCUUCAUCAUCCUUGUUUCUAAAAUGAUAAGAAAUUUAUGUAUUAAUUCAUUUUUUUUCAUUAAAGAACUCUUUCAUUUCUGUUAUAAUUCU